AUGGAGCCUGCAAACAUCGGCGACCUUCGGCCAGUCGGUGGUGACCCUGUUUGGGUCGGCGACUGGGCACUGCCCCGUGACCAGCAAGGCCUCAAAGUCUUGGGCACGCCGCUGGGGUCGGAGGCGUUUGUGCGGAACCAGCUCGUGCUCAAACGGGAGGCCCAUGACCGCUUGCUGCAUGCCAUCCCCGCGGUUGAGGACCUUCAAGCGGCAUGGCUGCUGCUGCGCUACUGCGCUGCACCGCGAGCCAACUACCUCCUCCGCCUCUUGUCCCCAGCAGCAACGGCCGAUUACGCCACCGAGCACGACGCCUCGGACCGCCAGGCAGCACACCUUGGGCAUCCUGGUGUGACGCACCUCCUGUCCUGCGGGAUCGGGAACCGUGUGACCACCUCCGUGGAUGGCAGCGCCGUGCUGCCCUGUGACGAGCGCGCGUUUGAAAGCAAACACAGCCUCUCCGUCUCGCAUGCCGGCCUGCACCUCUUGGAGUGCGGCGUGGGCACCGAGCGAGCACAGGCGCCCAAGGACAUCUCCGACAACAAGGACCCGCACGCCGCCCCCGGACUUGCGCAGCGCGACCAUGCGGCCAACUCGGAGUGCAGCGAAGGCCAGCGGCGGGACAUCGGUUUGGGCAACACGCUCGGCGACGACGUGGAGAAGCCGACCAUCCUCCUCAUCAUCAAGAAAGAUUCGGAGAUGUUCAUUGGUCGCCCCCAAAAAGGCCUGCUGCCGCUCCCCGACGGGCGCCUCGAAGCGAUGCCAAAAAUUGUGAGGCGGGAAGCAGACAUGAUCACGCAACUCGGUGAGUGUCGUGCUCGGGGCAAGCGGCUCAGCGACCAGCGUGCGAGACGCAGCCGACAGCUCCCCCAGGUGCGGGCAGCUUGUGUGGUGCAGGAGCAUGCACGGGGCCAGCAUGAACAGCUUCCAACCCCGGAAUUCCUCUUGAGGGGAGGCACGCGCCGCAGCAAGCCGGAGUCCAGCUCGCAGAGCGCCACGGACGGUGCCCCGCAGUUUUGCAGGCACGCUUUGGAGGGUAUGCACGCGUUUGCGGACCUCGUCCUCGAAGGAUACGGCAUCAAGCGAAACCAAGCCUGCCUGAAAAGCCUCCUCAGCGGCUGCUGCGUGCCGCUGCGGCCCGGUCGGCCUGUUUGCGGGGUCGCGCUGCACGUCGGCAGAAACACCGCCAGACGGCAUGGGCGGCGGCGCGGUGAUUGCGAU
This is a messenger RNA of Symbiodinium pilosum, 1218 nucleotides long. The record is from the annotation of a GenBank genome assembly. Lineage: Eukaryota; Dinophyceae; Suessiales; Symbiodiniaceae.